ACAGGCCGCUUUGUGUUCACGUGGCUGAGCGAGACCAGUCGGGGGCCUCCGCGGGCGGGCACCUUAAACAAAAAAAACCCCCAAAUCUCCAUCAGCCGAUCGUUUAAUUAUCUGUUGUACGGGCUAUUCACCGCUACUACGCGGUGUGUGCGGGGGGAGAGUUAAGUUAGUUACAGGCGGUAAGGUGCUGAGCAGAAGCCGGAUCCCGCCCUGCCCAGGGGGUGACUGGAGACUACACGCUUCAUCCGUGGUGCAGCAGCACUGCCAGGGGCGAGCAGCGUUUAGUGUCCGGCAACGCUGCGCGGCGGGGGAGGUGAGACUGGGGAGCAGAGGCGGGGCGCUGGUCGGGCCAAUGGAGAGCGGCGGCGGUUUAAAGGGUAUCGCUAGGAGGGCGGUUUGAAUUCAAACUGCUCUGACGGCGGUGACGGCAACAUGGAGAAAAAUGGUAAAGAGAACCACAAUGGGCUUCCUGGUCACAGUGUUAAGAUUCUACCUUCUAUUGGGGAUGGGCCAAAACGGCUCCCUGUGCAUCAGCAACAUCCUCAGAAUUGGGUACCUGGAAGCGGAAUCCAAGCACAGCGUGUUUUUUGCCCUUCAAAUUUGGCUCAGCGAGUUCCUGUACAGUCACAGGUUCAAAAAUCUGCACUGUCAAACCAGAAACAGUCUCAAAACCUACUGAUGCAGCAAUCUCGACCAACUUCUGUAGUUCAGCCAAUUUCUGGACCUCCGGCUCCAAGUAAAAACAAUGAGGAAUCUCAACAAGCCUCAGUAUCUGCAAAAAACCAAGCAGAAGGGACAUCUGGCCAGAAAAAUGAAGAAACUAAAAAAAAGCAGUGGUGUCUUGAUGACUUCGAAAUUGGCCGUCCUCUGGGAAAAGGAAAGUUUGGAAAUGUGUAUCUGGCUCGUGAAAAGCAAAGUAAAUUUAUCCUAGCACUGAAGGUGCUGUUUAAAACACAGCUCGAGAAAGCAGGAGUAGAACAUCAACUGCGGAGAGAAGUAGAAAUACAGUCUCAUCUUAGGCAUCCCAAUAUUCUCAGGAUGUAUGGCUACUUCCAUGAUGCCACAAGAGUCUACCUAAUUCUAGAAUAUGCACCUCGUGGAGAAGUCUACAAAGAGUUGCAGAAACUAACCAAGUUUGAUGAGCAGAGAACUGCUACUUAUAUGACAGAAUUGGCAGAUGCUCUAUCAUACUGUCAUUCAAAAAGAGUAAUUCAUAGAGACAUCAAGCCAGAAAACUUGCUACUUGGGUCAAACGGAGAGUUGAAGAUUGCUGACUUUGGAUGGUCUGUGCAUGCUCCAUCAUCUAGGCGGACAACUCUUUGUGGUACACUUGAUUACUUGCCUCCUGAAAUGAUUGAAGGGAGAACACAUGAUGAAAAGGUGGAUCUUUGGAGCCUGGGGGUUCUCUGUUAUGAAUUUCUAGUAGGGAAACCUCCUUUUGAGGCAGACACAUACCAGGAAACUUACAGAAGUAUUUCAAAGGUGGAAUUCAAAUUUCCUUCUUUUGUAACAGAAGGCGCUAAGGACCUAAUUUUAAAGCUCCUGAAGCAUAAUCCAUAUCAGAGGCUACCACUGAAAGAUGUGCUUGAACAUCCAUGGAUUAUCACA
This is a messenger RNA of Pelodiscus sinensis (Chinese soft-shelled turtle), 1608 nucleotides long. Lineage: Eukaryota; Metazoa; Chordata; Testudines; Trionychidae. The record is from RefSeq and is a predicted model, not a curated record.